CACGCGCCAGCAGACGGCGCUGCGCCUGCGAGGGAGGAUCCGGCGGAAGGGGCGGGGUCAGGCGGCACUUCCGUGGCUUCGGGCGGGAAGGUCGCAAAUCACACUGAGCCAAAACGCACCCAGUGUUUUCUGCAGUUACAAAUAAAAUGAAUAUGCCCAUGCUGCUACCACAACCUCACCAGCAUUUCCUAAAAGGCCUUUUAAGAGCACCUUUCCGAUGUUACCACUUCAUCUUUCACUCACAGACUCAUCUCGGAUCAGGAAUCUCAUCUGCUCGGCCAUUUAAUUCUCUUGGACUCCAUUGUACAAAGUGGAUGCUACUGUCAGAUGGUUUAAAGAGAAAAUUAUGUGUACAAACAACCUUAAAGGACCACACAGAAAAACUUUGUGAUAAAGAGCAAAGAUUUGUGGAUAAACUUUAUACUGGUUUAAUCCAAGGGCAAAGGGCCUGUUUAGCAGAGGCCAUAACUCUUGUAGAAUCAACUCACAGCAGGAAAAAGGAGUUAGCCCAGGUGCUUCUUCAGAAAGUAUUACUUUACCACAGAAAACAAGAACAAUCAAAUGAAGGAAAACCACUAGCAUUUCGAGUAGGAUUGUCUGGGCCCCCAGGUGCUGGAAAAUCAACAUUUAUAGAAUAUUUUGGAAAAAUGCUUACUGAGAGAGGGCACAAAUUAUCUGUGCUGGCUGUGGACCCUUCCUCUUGUACUAGUGGUGGAUCACUGUUAGGUGAUAAAACCCGAAUGACCGAAUUAUCAAGAGAUAUGAAUGCAUACAUCAGGCCAUCUCCUACUAGAGGAACUUUAGGAGGUGUGACAAGGACUACAAAUGAAGCUAUUCUGUUGUGUGAAGGAGCGGGAUAUGACAUAAUUCUUAUUGAAACCGUAGGUGUGGGUCAGUCAGAGUUUGCUGUCGCUGACAUGGUUGACAUGUUUGUUUUACUACUGCCACCAGCAGGAGGAGAUGAGUUGCAGGGUAUCAAAAGAGGUAUAAUCGAGAUGGCAGAUCUGGUAGCUAUAACUAAAUCUGAUGGAGACUUGAUUGUGCCAGCUCGAAGAAUACAGGCGGAGUAUGUGAGUGCACUGAAAUUACUCCGCAAACGUUCAGAAGUCUGGAAACCAAAGGUAAUUCGUAUUUCUGCCAGAAGUGGAGAGGGAAUCUCUGAAAUGUGGGAUAAAAUGAAAGAUUUCCAGGGCGUAAUGCUUGCCAGUGGGGAACUAACUGCCAAACGACGGAAGCAGCAGAAAGUUUGGAUGUGGAAUCUCAUUCAGGAAAGCGUGUUAGAGCAUUUCAGGACCCAUCCCACAGUCCGGGAACAGAUUCCACUUCUGGAACACAAGGUUCUCACUGGGGCCCUGUCCCCAGGACUAGCAGCAGACUUCUUGUUAAAAGCUUUUAAAAGCAGAGAUUAAUAAAAUUCAUUCCAUAUAAUAAUUUUACAUAUCAUUUCAUAAAUUAUUUUAAUAGAAAAAUCGCUUGUAUGCUUACAUUUUCAGUAAUUAUUGUACGGCGGUCUUCUUUGAUUGUGAACUGUGCUUGAAAACUUGAAGGAAGUUAGGUAUGAAUGGCAAAGUUUAGACAGGCAGUAUUUAUAAGGUACCUGUUGUAUGUUACUGAUUUCUGUUUCUAUCUCUUAUACCCUAACAUGAUGGCGUGUAGGGUAGUUUCUUCUUAUUAGUCAACAGCAGAGAAAGCUGAGAAGAGCAGAAAAUAUCUUGCACUUUAAAAUGCUUACUUUGAUUCCAUAUAAUCUGAAUUUUCAGAGAUGUAAACAAGAGUGGCCAUAUUUUUGGAGACCUUCUUGAAGCCAAAACAACACACAGUGGGUUGCUAUAAGCUGAAAAUCAUAAAUGACAUUUAGUGUACCAGAUUAUUCUAAGAAUUUCUGAAAUCACCAUGUACAUGCGUAACGAAACAACUGGAAUAAUGUGAUGAUGUGAACACAGUUCUGAAGUCUGCUUGUCUGGAUUUGCAGGCACCCUUCCCCCACUGAUGUGAUAGGUAAGAGAGCAAAAAGGAACUGGGAAAAUCAGCUACAAAUAAAAUGGGUGAUUAAUCCCCAAUUCUUGGACCCAUUUUAUUUGUCGCCGAUUGGAGUAAACCUCCAAAGACGAAGUGAGGUCAGAAUGAUUCAAGGAUUAUUCAGUUGAAGACUAUCAAAGGCUUUCGCUUCUCUUCUUCCUUGGCCAUGUCACUUCAUUUUAGCAUUUUUUAAAUCUACUUUUUUCUUUACGGUGAACAACUUUUAUCCUAUGGAGGAAGCAUAGCACAGUGAUUAAGAGCUUGGGCUCUGUAGUUGGACUAUGUGGGUUUAAACUUUAAACCAAAAUCAAUCACAUAUUAGCUAUAUGAGCUAAUCUCUCUAAGCUUCCAUUUCCUCCCUGGUAAAAUGAAACUGGCAAAUAACUUUCUAAGGUUAGUGAAGACUAAAUGAGAUAACGUAGGAGAAUUAUUGAGCUAUCAUCAUGGUAUAUAGGAACUACUGAAAUGCUGCUUACUGUCAUUAUUACAUUAAAGUUGACUUUGCCUUGUCAAGAACAUAAUUACCAUUAACUUCUAUAGGUAGGAAAAAAAAUGUACUGAGCUCCAAAACUGACAGACAUUUUGCUAAAAAAUAUCAAAUCUCAUUAAAAUGAUGAGAGUUAUUUUAAUAGUUGACAUUAGCUAUCCCAGUGCAACCUAACAAGGCAUUUACUCUUCAUAAUCACUUGAUCAUAUGGCUAUUUACUUGCUUUCCCUAAGCCUUUAUAGCUAUUGCCCAGUGUAUGCUGAAGACAGCAGCUAACGAACAACAUAUGUAUGAUAAUUUAUGUAGCUAAACCUGUAAUGCAAAAAAAAAAAGAAAAAAGGAAAAAUCAGUGCAAAUCAUCCAUUGUCCUCACCAGAUAGACUGCCAUCAUCGAAGUCAUAAUGCUGCUGCUAAAAACUAGUAAACUACUAGUAAACUGUGAAGACAGAAGUAACUCCUGUGACCUAUACGUUUGUGCAGGUGGUGAAGCUUUGCUGCUCCUGAAGCCUGAGAAAUGCAAAUGCAGCUUUGUUAAUGCAAAUGCUUCCUACAUCAGACUUUAUGAAACUCCUCCUAAAGUUGAAUUCUUAUCCAAGUGGGCAUAUGUUAGGGUGCCAUUGUAAUUCAGGUAGAGUGUCAGAGUGGAGGCUGGCACCAACAGUAGAUGUUCUAAACAUUAGUGUUAUUCAGGUAAGACUACAAAAAUGAUGAACAUGUCAAAACUUCAAAAGGAACAAUCAGAAAAACUCUUUAACAUGUUUUUCUUUCUAUAGUAUUUUAAUUAAAAUUUACUAAAUUUAUGAAUGUUUUUAUCCUGCUUGAGAUGAAUACUUAAUGAUAGUUCUUAUUCCAUAAGCUUCUAUAGAUUUGCUUUGUCAUUUGUGGUAUGUUUGAUAACAAAAAUAUUAGUGGCAGAAAAACAGUUAUAUUGAAUGCUUUUGUUUUAGAGAAAAUUUCACUCUGUACUAGAAAAUGUAGAUGAUAUGAGUCAAAGUUCAUUAAUACUUCCCCUGAAAAUUUGUGUGUAAAAGUAGCGCUGGAGCAGUUUAUUCUGCCUAGCCCUCUCAGCUUCUUGAUAAAAUAAGGUGAGGGCAUAUGUAAGUCAGUAAACUAUUCUACUGUUAGUAAGGUCAGAGGCUUAAUCUAUAUGCUUUUAACUAACACAGAGGAAAUCAUGUGACCUCAUUCUCAAAGCUCAUAACAUCCACCUGGCCAAUCUCGAGAUGUGGUUAGAAUUCUUUUUUUUUUUUUCUAUUUUUACAAUAAUUUUUGACACAUCAAAGCUGUCCAUGUUUAUGUGGGCACAAUUUGAUGCUUCAAUACAUGUAUAUGUUGUGUAAUGAUCAAAUUGGAAUACUUAGCAUAUCUGUCAUCUCACACAUUUUUCAUUUCUUUGUGGUGACAACAUUUAAAAAUCUUUUUUUCUAGCUAUUUUGUAAUAUACAGUACCUUACUGUUGUGAACCAUAGUCACCCUACUGUGCCAUAGAACACCAGAACUUAUUCCUUCUGUCUAAUUGUAACUUUGUACCCAUUGAGCCUCUUCCCUUCCUUCCUUCUGCUCUCCCCUUUCCAGCGUCUGAUAACCACUGUUCUCUUCUCUAUGAGAUAAACUUUUUUUUAGAUUUCACAUGAGUGGGGUCAUGCAUUAA
This is a messenger RNA of Cebus imitator (Panamanian white-faced capuchin), 4157 nucleotides long. RefSeq names its product metabolism of cobalamin associated A (gene MMAA). Bases 147 to 1409 code for a protein of 420 amino acids. Gene Ontology annotation, molecular function: GTPase activity; GTP binding. The transcript is spliced from 7 exons. Gene Ontology annotation, cellular component: cytoplasm. Lineage: Eukaryota; Metazoa; Chordata; Mammalia; Primates; Cebidae. The record is from RefSeq and is a predicted model, not a curated record.